This is a messenger RNA of Osmerus eperlanus (European smelt), 3091 nucleotides long. It is a transcript of the gene chn2, whose product is annotated as chimerin 2. Gene Ontology annotation, molecular function: GTPase activator activity. The transcript has 13 exons. Gene Ontology annotation, biological process: regulation of small GTPase mediated signal transduction; signal transduction; positive regulation of GTPase activity. Lineage: Eukaryota; Metazoa; Chordata; Actinopteri; Osmeriformes; Osmeridae. The record is from RefSeq and is a predicted model, not a curated record.
UGGCACAUGGAAAUGAUAGAGUCCUGUAGGCAAACCCAAAGUAUUUUAAUUCUUUAGUAGGAUGCAUGGUCGAGAAUGUCGCAUCCACUUCAAAUUUUGUGUGGGUCUGAUGCAUCAGUACAUUCUAGGGCUACGAUCGAAUAAUCCAUGUUGCUGUACAUUGCCUGACUAUUUUUAACAGCGGUGAGUGGCAACAGUAUGCGGCAACAUACAGCGCGCGGGGAAGCACUAGGGAAAGGAGAGAAUAAGUGAAAGCACGUUCCACUGUCAUACUAAAAGUAGUAGCAGGGAACUGGUCUACUAGGUGAGCAAUUUAGUAAGACUUACACUACAAAUAAUUGACACUUCGGGAAAACGUAGACAGAAAGGGGACGUGACCGGUUGAGAUGGACGGACCGCCGGAGACCUGCUGGGAGCGCACCUUGACCACACGCGAGUAACCGAUCUUCAAAGCGAUUGGGAUGGCAGCAUCUAGUAAUUCAAGUCUCUCAGGUUCAUCAGUCUCGUCAGAUCCUGAGGACUACCAGCCGCCCAUAUGGAAGUCUUACUUGUAUCAGCUCCAGCAGGAGACUCCCAGGCCCAAGAGGAUCACAUGUCCUCAAGAGAUGGAGAGCCGACCGAAAUACUACGGCAGAGAGUUCCACGGCCUGGUCUCUAGGGAGUACGCAGACGAGCUCCUGGGGGGGGCGGAGGGGGCUUACCUCAUCAGAGAGAGCCAGCGGCAGCCAGGGACGUACACCCUGGCCCUGAGGUUUGGCCGCCAGACCCUGAACUACAGACUCUUCUAUGACGGGAAGCACUUUGUGGGGGAGAAGAGGUUCGAAUCGGUGCAUGACCUGGUGACCGACGGCCUCAUCACCCUGUACAUCGAGACCAAGGCGGCCGAGUACAUCGCCAAGAUGACCACCAACCCCAUCUACGAACACCUGGGCUACACCUCGCUGCUCAAGGACAAGAUGGUGAGCCGGCUGAGCCGAGGGCGGUCGGAGCAACGCAGGGUCACCUUCCAGAGGGAUGACAAGAUCUCCUCCCCUCUGCUGCGGAGGAGCGCCCUGAAGGAAUGCCCAGAGAGGCAGUGCUCCUAUGAGAAGAUCCACAACUUCAAGGUUCACACAUUUCGGGGGCCACACUGGUGCGAGUACUGUGCCAAUUUCAUGUGGGGUCUCAUUGCCCAAGGCGUUCGUUGCUCAGACUGCGGGCUGAACGUGCAUAAGCAGUGCUCCAAGCUGGUGCCUAGUGACUGCCAGCCAGACCUGCGCAGGAUAAAGAAGGUGUUCAGCUGUGACCUCACCACGCUGGUCAAGGCCCACAACACAACACGACCCAUGGUGGUAGACAUGUGCAUCCGAGAGAUUGAACUGAGAGGUAUGGAUACAUUCGUCUGAGGAUUGUACCGCGUGUCUGGUUUCUCAGAGCACAUCGAGGAUGUGAGGCUUGCCUUUGACCGAGAUGGUGAUAAGGCAGACAUCUCUGCGGAUACGUACGCAGAUAUCAACAUAAUCGCUGGAGUUUUGAAGCUCUACCUUAGAGAUCUCCCCAUCCCGGUCAUAACAUUUGAGUUGUACUCCAAAUUCGUCCAAGCAGCAAAAAUCCCCAACCCUGAAUCCAGACUAGAGGCUAUCCAUGAGGGCCUACUGCUCCUGCCCCCAGCCCACCAUGAGACCCUGCGCUUCCUGAUGGCUCAUUUGAAGAGGGUCACAAUGUUCGAGAAGGACAACUUCAUGAAUGCUGAGAACCUUGGUAUCGUGUUUGGGCCGACGUUAAUGCAGCCCCCUGAGCAGAGUGCCCUGACCACCCUGAACGACAUGAGACAGCAGAAGUUGGUGGUGCAGCUCUUGAUAGAGAACGAAGAGGUCUUGUUUUGAGGACUGGAGCCUAUUUACAAAUGACUUUUAUUUAUUCUGUAUCCGAGGAAACCAAGCCAAGCCCUGAUUCUGUCUUCAAACAACAUGUGAAACAUGUUUAUAGUGUGGUCCGAUUUGAGCUUACAGUGCUUUUCUCUCAUAAGCAUGGCUACAGUGUAUCUGGCAAAGUUAGGUCAGACACCACACCUGUGUUCCUGUAUGAGGUACUGGGGGAAAGGUCCCAACAUUCAGCAACUACUGUGUCAUGAAUCAAGCCACUCGUAGCAUUAGCACAUUACAGUGGCUUGGGUUCAAUAGUGCUUUAAUCAAUAGGGGACACCAUAUUGAUUGGCUGGUCAAAUGCAUCAUAUGUAUUUGUGCACACUGUGAUGAGUUUGACAAGGGAAUGCAGGUUCAAUUUGAAUCCAAGAUCUGUUACUUUUCAAAUCUGGUUCGAGUGGGAACACAUUAAGAACUAUGCGCAAAAUUAAAUGACAAUGAAGAUCAUUGGUAGCUUUUAAAGCACUUUUUCUUUUGCAAAGAGUGUGGUGAAUUUAUUUUAUUCAGAUGUGUUUUUAUGGUGGAAUUUUUCUUCAUUAUGUUCUUUUGUGUAAUAUUAUGUACAUAAUGUUGGCUGUCAAGAGUGUGAGUGGUUUAGCGUAGCAUUCAUUUACAAAUGCAAAGUUGAAAAAGUGUACUACUGUACAAGUAAAACAGCAUACCCUUCAAGGAAAAUCUGUUUUUAUUGUUAGUGUGUUAUUAAUUUUAUUAUUGAAUGUUCUAGGCAAAGUCAGAAUGGUUCAUCCUUAUAAAUAUUCACGAAGGAAAAAAUGGAUACAUGCUUAUCAUGCAUGCAUAGACAAAAUCAUUUCAAAUUCAGUAUACAUCUGUAUAGUACAAUACAUGCAGGAGUUACAGUUUGCCAACCAACUGCAGGAUGCUGUAUACGGUUAUUCGUCCAAGAACGUUUGUGGAAACUAAAAUACCCAGAAGGAUUCUCAAUUGAGUCAGACUACAUAGUUUGGGAUAUUUCUGAAACACCCAAACAGCCUGGAGCAAAAGUAGUUGACUUUAACUUCUCCAACUUUCAACCUAGUCGGAGUAAUAAAGGUAGCUAACCAUUGUAUAAUUUGAUAUAAUUAUGUGAAUCCUUUUUACAAAUCAAUUUUAUUAAAAGUAUUUUUGUGAUGGGUGCAAUUAAGAUUGUAAUUUAUCAAAUAAUGAUUUAUUAAAGGAUGUGAAACUUC